UUGUGUUGUAAGGGAACAUGUUCCGGCUGAAUAAACCGCAGAGAGAUUAACUGUUUCACGGCCGGAAAAUGUCUACCGUUAAAGUCACCUGGAAGUUAGACCAGAUAUUUAUUAGGAGUUAACCUGGGGUUAAUAUAAAGGGUUACCUGUUGGAAUGCCAGACCAUUGGUUAGCCUCCCUCAGCAUUCAGCUUAUUUCGCCCGGCCCCCAUUUUUCCUCUAAUAAAGAAGAGACCUAAAUGUAGUAAGGGAAUGCUUAGGAUUCGAAUUUGUGUUCCAUUUGAUCUGCAAAGGAGCAGGGUAGGCUUUCUUUAAUUUGUCUGCAGAGCUGUAGCAAUGGCGGUGGUGGUGCCCGGCUGGCUCUUUGUCUAACGCAUUUGGCGUUCUGAGCUUUAUUGAGCACUCUAGGGAAUACUUUCAAGUGAAAACCGAAAUAGAGAGCAUGGAUGCUGAAAAUUUGUCAAGGGCACAAUGCGGAGCGAAGCAUCACAGUUUUCGAAGCAAAAGCCGUCGUUCAGACGAACUCUGGGCUGGAUCUGAAGUUGUUAAUUGCACAAUCCAUGCCGAGAAUGCUUCUUCUGGAAACGUAUCGGAUGACAGCACAACUUCAAAAGAGUGUAUCUCAACUAGAUCUUCUUGGCCAGAAGAUGACUAUACCGGCAUCAACACUCCAUUUAGAAGAUCGUUCCAUGACAAUUUUCUGCAAAGCUUUUCGCCGACUCACGGGGACAAUAAAGAUCAGCUUUUCGAAUCCGGCCAACAAUCCCCUGAAACUCUAGAGUACCAGCUUGUCCGUCUAACCCUACAAUAUCACGAGCUCUCAGAGACAUACAACGAUUCCAUUACCUGUCUACGUCAAGCGGAGGCGGACAUCGACUCUCUGAUAAAACAGAAUCUUCAACUGCAAGCAUCCAAUAUGGAGAUUGUUAAACUAGUCGGUAUGUCAAUGCCUAACUAUCCCCUACAAAACUUGCCUAUUCGUGUCGAUCCUGCCACUUAUUCCGUUAUUCCCCAGCCACAGUCAUUGUCAAGUAUGUAUAACGACACCUUGCUGAAUUCCACUCCCUCCAAAGCUAGUGAAUCUUUCUCCUUCGUGCAAAGCCAUCACUUCCCGGCCCAUCACUCAAAUGGCAUAGAAGAAAGUGGGGACGCACAGCAGGCAAAGAACAGAUAUAUUAAUAUUACCAAGAGAAAUAUCAGAUCAGACAUUGUAGCUGAAAAUAGCCCCACGAGCGUCCUGGGCGUUGAAUUCAACAAUAAAUUUGGGCAUAAUGUCAAAUCAGCCUCGGUUUCAGGCAAUCUGGAUAGAGCGGCCAGCGACAAGCCGCUUGCUCGGCGUCCGACAUUGCCAAAGAGCAUUUCUAUUCGAUCACCCGGAUUUCUAGCUGCAAAAGAGGGAGCCAAAAAGUGUAAACCAGUGCCAGUCAAUUCUCCAUGCCAGCCUCAUCGACUUCGCCUAGCUGCAACAACACUUCCAGAUAUCGUUCCGGUUUCUCUGCCUUCUGGGGAAAACGACGCGGAGUACGAAGCGUACAAUCAGGGAAUGUGGAAGACAGAGCUGUGCAAUAAAUGGCAAGAUACGGGCGCCUGUCCAUACGCCGACAGAUGUCAGUUUGCGCACGGUAUCGAAGAGCUCCGUCCCGUAAUUCGGCAUCCACGUUAUAAGACGGAAUUAUGUCGAAUGGUUGCCGCCGGGGAUAAAUGUCCCUACGGCCACCGUUGUCAUUUCCGCCACGUUCUCACACGUGAGGAGAAGGCAUCUCUCAAAUAGAAAUUGCCCAGACUUGUGAAAUAUCCAAAAUUUCAAAGGACUUUAUAUAUUAUUGUCCACUCUCUAACAACCAGCAGCUCAUCUUGAAAGGUGUUCCAAAGUGCUGAUAGCAAUCGUAUUAUUAUAUCUCAUUAGACUGUGUGCUGUGUAAAGCGCCGGCAUAGGAUUUACAUUGAAGUAAAAAUAAGCUCCCCUUGCUAAAGCCUUGGUAAGGAGGCCCAGUUUAAUAUAUGAUGAAACUUCAAAUACAGGCCGUGCUUAUACACCCAUCCAUAUUUAGAUUAGUCUCCUUUAUUUUUAUAAUUUUACGGCUGCCUACGUUGAUUUGCUGUCAA
Cryptomeria japonica (Japanese cedar) is the source of this 2105-nucleotide messenger RNA. RefSeq names its product zinc finger CCCH domain-containing protein 15. Gene Ontology annotation, molecular function: metal ion binding; mRNA binding. The transcript is spliced from 3 exons. Lineage: Eukaryota; Viridiplantae; Streptophyta; Pinopsida; Cupressales; Cupressaceae. Bases 442 to 1770 code for a protein of 442 amino acids. The record is from RefSeq and is a predicted model, not a curated record.